Myiozetetes cayanensis is the source of this 1212-nucleotide messenger RNA. Its product is annotated as lipase member M-like. Gene Ontology annotation, biological process: lipid metabolic process. Bases 1 to 1212 code for a protein of 403 amino acids. The record is from RefSeq and is a predicted model, not a curated record. Gene Ontology annotation, molecular function: hydrolase activity, acting on ester bonds. Lineage: Eukaryota; Metazoa; Chordata; Aves; Passeriformes; Tyrannidae. The transcript has 9 exons.
AUGAUGUGGCUGUUCCUGACUAUUGCUUAUUUAACGUGCAUUGGGGAAAAGUCAGAUGCAAACCCCGAGGUCUUCAUGGACGUUGGUGAAAUCGUCCGCUACCACGGGUACCCCUACGAGGAGCACGAGGUGGUGACGGAGGAUGGCUACUACCUGACCGUGCAGAGGAUCCCUCACGGCAGGGGCAACCCAGAGAGCACGAGCAUCUCCCACGAAGCAGAGGCACAGGGCUCCAGCAUGUUCUGUCCCCCUCCAAAGGCCGUGGUCCUCCUCCAGCAUGGGCUGGUGUUGGAGGGAAGCAACUGGGUUACCAACUUGCCCAACAGCAGCCUGGGCUUCAUCCUGGCCGACGCCGGCUACGACGUCUGGAUCGGGAACAGCCGGGGGAACAGCUGGUCACGGAAACACAAAGAGUUUGAGUUUCACCACCAGGAAUACUCAGCUUACAGCUUCCAUGAGAUGGCCAUGUACGACCUCCCAGCCACCAUCAACUACAUCCUGCAGAAAACCGGGCAGGAGCAGUUGUACUACGUGGCUUACUCUCAAGGCACCACCACAGGUUUCGUUACCUUCUCAUCCAUUCCUGAACUGGAUCGCAAAAUCAAGAUGUUUUUUGCCUUGGCUCCCAUCACUGUGAACUCCCACAUGAAGUCACCCUUGGUGAGGGUGUUUGACCUUCCCGAGGUGCUGGUCAAGCUCCUUCUAGGACACACAGUGGUGUUUGACAAGGGCCAUAUCUUGAAGCAAGUGAUCUCCAGUGUGUGCAUCUACCCCAUCUUUAGAAGUGUUUGCUCCCUGGUCCUUUACCUGCCCGGUGGCUUUACCAGCAGCUUGGACGUGAGCCGCAUGGACGUGUACCUGUCUCGCUACCCUGACUCCACAUCCCUAAAAAACAUGCUCCACUGGCGCCAGCUCUAUCAAACAGGGGAAUUCAAGUAUUAUGAUUAUGGCAGUGACAACAUGCUCCAUUACAACCAGACCACACCUCCCUUCUAUGAGCUGGAGAACAUGAAAGCCCCGCUGGCCGCCUGGUACGGGGGCAAGGACUGGAUUUCAGCCCCCGAGGACGUGAACACCACCCUGCCCCGCAUAACCAACGUGGCCUACAGAAAGUACAUCCCCGACUUCGUCCACUUCGACUUCCUCUGGGGCAAGCAAGUGUAUGAGCAAGUCUACAAAGAAAUGCUGGAACUCAUGGAGAAGAGCACCUAG